AUGAAAUCCCGCGACCGGUGCGAGCUCAACACCAGGUAUCCGAACGGAUGCACCAACCGCGGCUACCUGGUCUCCACCGCGGUCGCCGUCAUCCUCUGCGUCGGCGUGCCGCUGUACCAUUUCCUCGUCCUCAGCGGCGAAGACCCAUCCGCGCUGGCUGUGUGCCUCGAGCGCGACGCGGGGAUGACCGAGAAAGAGCACGACGCCGCGCUUGCGCUCUACUUCCGAUACGAGAUCGUCCCCCAGCGCACGUGCACGGUGGAGACGGAGAUUUUGCGCGGCUGCGUCGCCAACGACACGCGCGUGGUGUCGUUCCGCAGGUACCCGCCCGGUCCGCUCCGGUCGAAGCGAUCCAGAGACGUCCGCGCCUCCUUCGAGCACGUGCGGGGAAACUACCUCGACGCCCUUCACGACGCGUCCAACAUCGACGCAAACGACACGUCGAUCGACGCCACCGGGACCGACGCGUGCGCCGCGAGCGGCGCGUCGCUUCGACCGUUCCUUCCCCGCGUCGCCGGAGGCGUCCACCGCGAAGCGUUGGCGCUCGUCCCGCCGUUCGACGCCCUCCUCCGCGACGACGCCGACUCCGGAGGCUCGCGGCGGUACGUGCGGUACGUGGACUACGCGUGCCUCGCCGCGGUGGAACAUUCGCUGACGUUGCUGGACGACGCGGCGGCGUGGAACGACGCGGCGCCGGCCGGGGUUGGUCGCGAUUUCAGCGCGGCGCUCGCGGCGUUUUUCACUCACGAGGACUUUAGCGUCGGGGCGUGCGCGCUCAUCGUCGGCGCGGAGAGCAGCGAGUGCCCGGGCGAGAAGGACACGAUGAUGGGGAGUCAGAAGGGGAGCGACCUCGGGUACGGAGAGUGCGACUUCAUCGAGUUCGCGAACGUCGCGUGA
Micromonas commoda is the source of this 897-nucleotide messenger RNA. RefSeq lists its product with no specific name. The record is from RefSeq and is a predicted model, not a curated record. The transcript has a single exon. Lineage: Eukaryota; Viridiplantae; Chlorophyta; Mamiellophyceae; Mamiellales; Mamiellaceae. The coding region runs from base 1 to 897 and encodes 298 amino acids.